This is a messenger RNA of Aricia agestis (brown argus), 2018 nucleotides long. RefSeq names its product scolexin B-like. Bases 289 to 1188 code for a protein of 299 amino acids. The transcript has 6 exons. NCBI's taxonomy places the organism in Eukaryota, Metazoa, Arthropoda, Insecta, Lepidoptera, Lycaenidae. Gene Ontology annotation, molecular function: serine-type endopeptidase activity. The record is from RefSeq and is a predicted model, not a curated record. Gene Ontology annotation, biological process: proteolysis.
UACUCGUUCGAUUUGAAAUCAGGAAAUUUCCUUGUGAUCGCGCUGAGCAGCACGGCUCCCGUCGCGUCGCAGUCGCGCUAGGUAAUCAAGUGGUGGCGGUCGACGCGCGCGGUGUCGCGGUCGUUAUCAAUAUUAUUAUUAUCGAUAUAAUUACCGCCAAGACAUUGGACAGCCCCCAGCUCGAUUACCGAUCGAUAAAUACGUGCAAUUACAGACCGCGAGCGCUGCGCUACGGCCGCUCCACUGACAUAUUAUAUAACAUACAGGGCGGAGGACGAGACAAUAUUCAUGAUGGAACACCGCGUGAGUCUGACAUGUGUGCUGCUGGUGUCGCUGCUGGCCGCGUGCGCCGGCGCGCUGCGGAAACACACGGUGGAGCAACUCCAGAACACCUACCUAACGAAUUCUGGGAAUUGGGGCAGUGUGAAGAUCCCCAAUGAGGUGAACUCAGUGAGCGCAGUAGGGGCGAAGCCUAACCACCUGCAGUACCCGUCCGCGGUGCUGUUCGGUCGGACCUGCGGUGGUACCAUCAUAAGCCCCACAUGGAUCCUGACAGCAGCCCACUGCAGCCUCUCCCGUCAUUCCAGCACAAUAUUUACCGGCGGGCUGGAGGUGUUAGCGGGCACCAACAACACGGCUGACGGCUCGGGGGUCUCGCGCCGCGUGAAGCGACUCGUCGUGCACCCGCUCUUCACUGUCGGACCCUACUGGCUCAACGCGGAGAGAUUCCACUUCAAACAGAUAGCGGCUCGCUUUGACUACAUGCUGGCGGAAUUGGAGUCGCCGCUACCGCUGGACGGCGUCACGAUGGCGGCGGCGGAGGUGGACACGCGCGCGCGCCUGCCGCCCGGCGAGCAGGUCGGGUACGCCGGGUACGGCGCAGAGACACACGGGGACGUAAUGCGGCACGACAUGCACGUGUUCGAGCUGGAGAUCCAGUCGGACGAGGUGUGCUCGGAGCUGGAGCAGUACAACCCCCAGGACAUGCUGUGCGCGAAGGGCCGCCCGCCAAAGUACGACUCCGCGUGUAACGGCGACAGCGGCAGCGGGCUAAUCAGCGCGGGUCGCGUGGUGGGCGUGGCCUCGUGGGUAGAGGACGACGCCACCACGUGCGCGCCCGCCAAGCGCGUCGUGUUCUCGCGCGUCGCCACCGCCAGGGACUGGAUCAGAAAUGUCACCGGCAUAUGAGCUCACACGACUUAUUAUAUAGAUUAUAGAGUAAGAGCCUACGACGCGCGACGGCCAGACGGGCCAGACCCCAUAUCAGAACUGGAUACCUCCUAAAGUAACCGCGACCGAAACUUCAUAGUAGCUGGUCGUUCUCACCUCAGUAAAGGGCACAAACUGGUAAACCUUCAGCUUUCCUAAACUGAGGAGGGUCUGCCAUCGCAGGCUCUUGGUCCAAUAUUGUAAUAUCAUACCACCAGAAAAUUGGUUCAUAGGCAGAUGGCGGACCGAUCUUAUUCGCUCGGGUAUGCAAAGUCAAUCAUAAUCUGAUGCGUGAGAUUGACAUAAUGCGACUUAUACCUGGUUUCUAAGUUUUUUUGUAGUCAGUCAAUAAAAAGAAAUAGUUAAUUGAGAAACUUUCGUCAAAAAACCUCAGAAACUGGGCGUUAAUAACGUAAGACUCGCUUUUUGCCUAUGGAUCAAUUUAUCUGAUUGUACUUAAUGAAAAUACUCUACCUAUUUCCCAUUCUGAAAACAAAUCGUGUAUUCAAACGAGGAAAUUAAAGCUUAGCUGCUAAGCUCUUCUAUCAUGUGUUAGCCCAUAAAGUUAAUAUACCUAGCGGAAUUCCUCUAGGUAUAUUAACUUUAUGGAUAAGCCUUAGCACCUGAUAGAAGCAGAUCUGACUGCGAUAUGUUUGACAAAAAAUUCUUAUUCCCUUUUAGUACUUUAACCAAUCUUGACUAUAUCCUAUAGUUUUAUAAGUGUUCACAAAAUGUUGACAUUUGCUAGUCCAAUGAACUACUGAGAGAGUUAUUGUAAAUAAUUUUUAAUAAACAGCUAUAUAUUGUUA